GUAUGGAAAGUACAUACCAGACCUUGCAGUGAGGAUGAUUUCCACAGUUUUUCCAAAAUUUAAACCAUAUAGGGCAAUAUUGUCUGACAGGCAUAUUGUGUUUUGUGGCUAUCUGGACCGUCAGAAGAUCCUCACUUUUAUUACAACAGGGAUACACAGGGAGGCUGACCUGGUCUUUCUGGGCGAUUGUACUCCGUAUGAGGACGGCAAAUCACCACUCCAUGCCCUGCAUCCUGUCCAAGGCCUGGUUCAAGAUGGUCGAGAACUUGUUGCGAUGCAUAAAGCCCAAGCAUGCAUUUUCCUCUCAGACCAGAAGAGUAAGGACCAGGAAGGGGAAGACUUCCGAAACAUCAUCUCGGCAUUAAAAGUCUCCAGAUCCACAACUUCCCCAGUCCUCCUGGAAUUGCUUCAGUGCAAAAACAAGAAAGUCUUUGAUGAGUUGUAUCAGCCAAGACAAGACGGCAAUGUGAGCGUCUUCUGCUAUGCAAAGUUUCACCUUCAGCUGAUGGGUUAUUCAUGCCUCGUCCCUGGAUUCUCCACAUUACUGGCAAACCUUAUUUUGUCAGAUAUGGUUGAAGAUAUCAGCAAUCAGACCCAUGACAUGAUAUGGGAGAAAGAGUACAACUCUGGAAGAAGCUCCCUUAUCUCCACUGUUUGUUUGUCAGAGUCUUUCGAAAACAUGACUUUGCAUGAGGCUGUUCAAGUAUGCCACAAGAAGUUGAGGCUCAUCCUUUUAGGGAUCAGAACUCAUGAGUCAAGUGGUAGUAUGAUCAUCAUGUAUCCCAGCAAUCCAUCUCUAGUAAUACCAGAAAGUACUAUGGGAUACUUUUGCACUCGGGGAAUAGAGAAUCUUCAAAGAGCUUCCAUAUAUUGUUCUUUGUGCCACGGCAGUCAGGAUGAGGAAGGGCUGUUCGAUGGCCCUUGCAAAUGUUAUGAGAAUGGAAAGAGACAGCCGAAUGUUAAGGUCCAGGAUUUUAAAAAGACCUCGCGCUGUGCUUCUGAUGCUGGACCUGCAAGACAAAUGACAGAAGAUGAGGAUUUUGAUGGCUCCUCUGAGAAAGAUUUUGCUGAAUUCAUACUAACACAAGACGAGCUGAGUUCAUUUGAUUUGCGCGGCCAUGUAGUCGUCUUCAUCAUAGCCCAUAAAGAUUCACCAGCCAUUGGACUCGAGAACUUAUGCCAGCCUCUGAGGUCCUAUUGUGUCCAGCCCUCUCACCUUCACAGGAUCGUCAUCAUUGGACCACUCGACUACCUAAGGAAAGAAUGGGUCGAGCUACGGAGAAUCCCAGAGAUUUAUUUUUUAGAGGGUUAUCCAUGCGAAGAAACCCUAGAGGUUGUGAAACUGGCCACUUGCCAGAUGUGCGUCCUCCUCAGUGCCGAACCAGAAAAACUGGAUUCAAGAUUCAACUUUGCAUUCGAAAUGCUGAAGGUGACUUCGAGUCGGUUAGUCCGCACCAGGAACAUGGCGGCUCUGAUGUAUGACCCAAUGGACGGACAAUGCAACUUCUGUCAGAGGCUUCCUGUUCUAGCUAGCCAUAUUACUGAUGAGCUGAUGACACCAGUCAGUGACUCCCUUGCAGUGGCAGUAGGACAGACAAUUCCUCCUGCACUCUUUCACUCCUUUGCAUAUUUGAACUAUGGCAGGUCAGAUGUCCUCAGUUUCGCAAGCACACUCAUGCAAGGCGGACUAUCGCCCAAAUCCCUUGUGGAACAAGGUUAUGAUGAGGUUCAAGUGCAAUUACUAGAUCCUGUAGAUCUGAAGGAUGAGGCAAUCAACAGCAGAGGAACAUAUGAAGAAGUCUUUCGCAGUGCCCUGCAUAGCAACAUGCUAUGCCUUGGACUCUACAGAGAACUGGCUGGAAGUUCUGAAGUUCCUCCUUUGAGGUACGUGAUAACAAACCCUGAGAAGGACACCGUCAUCCACGCGACUGACCUCGUGUUCGUCCUGUGCCGCAAACCGAAGGUACAUCCACCGAGAAGACCGAGUUUGGCCGUCGAAACUCUCGAAAUUGAUCGUGGUGCCGGAAGCGGUCAUAGCAAGCGCAGAGGACAACAUUCAACAAGGCCUGGGUCUCAGUGUUGCUUUAGCUAAAUUACGUCUAGAGGCAGUGGCCAACCACCAUCGGCAAUGCGAGUUACUAAAUAGUCACCACGCACUUGGUCACCACAAGAUCCACCACUUCGGGAAGGAGAAUCUGAA
Messenger RNA from Penaeus monodon (black tiger shrimp), 2200 nucleotides. RefSeq names its product calcium-activated potassium channel slowpoke-like. Gene Ontology annotation, biological process: potassium ion transport. Gene Ontology annotation, molecular function: large conductance calcium-activated potassium channel activity. The record is from RefSeq and is a predicted model, not a curated record. Gene Ontology annotation, cellular component: membrane. Lineage: Eukaryota; Metazoa; Arthropoda; Malacostraca; Decapoda; Penaeidae.